Messenger RNA from Diaporthe batatas, 1023 nucleotides. RefSeq lists its product as uncharacterized. The transcript has a single exon. The record is from RefSeq and is a predicted model, not a curated record. NCBI's taxonomy places the organism in Eukaryota, Fungi, Ascomycota, Sordariomycetes, Diaporthales, Diaporthaceae. Bases 232 to 867 code for a protein of 211 amino acids.
GCCCAGCCCAGCCAUUCUACAUAAUAACCAUGCCCUGCUGCCCCUCCGUCCCCUCGGGCGCCUCGUGCGUGCCAGUGCAGUGCAACCUCGAGGCUUGAGCUUCGUCGGCCCACUUGGUCAAGUCUGUCUACUUGAGUAUCUCAAGUAACUUGGAGAUAUCGUGUGUGCACAUACACACAAAAGCCCCUACACACACACACACACACCGAACUGGACCCAGGUGCCGCAACGAUGCCUUCGGUCCUCGUCACCCUCACACGUCGUGAUGCGUCACCAAGCACCGGUACAGACACGGCUGCGAGCACAAGCACAUCCACCACAGACCCAACCCGACCAUGGAUAAUACUCGCAGCCGUAGCCGCCCUCUUGACGCUCGGCGCAUGUACCGCAUUGGUCGUCAUCUCCUUGUCAAAACGACGCCUCCUCAAGCGACAACUCGACGAGAGUCGACGGCGGGACUCGGGCUUCGACUCGGGCCUCGACUCGGGCCGCGCCUGGGAGAAGCCAAGCAGGAAGCGCAAGAUGACAGCAGAGGCCCUAGAGAUGGAGGCAGAGUCAACCAGGACGGCAAUCAUCAGGAAAUCACUGGCCGGCCGGACCGCAUCCUUCGCCACUUCACACCGCUCCAGCAUGGCAGAGAGGCCCGAGAGCGGCGACGGCGACGGCCCGAGGUACGACUGGAAGGACUUCGAGGCGGGCUUCUCCCGCCACAGCUCAGUCGCGUCCCUGAGGAGGUCCUCUUCGCCCAUGCCCGAGCUGCCCGCGCCUACCCUCUCGCGCUCGUCGUCACCGAGUAGGAAUCCUUUGCUCGUGGGGCGGGCGGAGCUUCCCCCACCGCUCGAGCAGCACCCUUGUUUGAGACAAUGAGCCCGCCUGAUUAGUAGUAAAGAGGCAGCUUGAUAUAUCAACAGCAGCAUUUCUCACGACUUUUAGGGGUUCCUUUACUCUACUAAGUCUAGUUAUAAUAAGUAUAUAUAUUUAGUCUUAAUUUAAUUAGCGGAAUAUAACCCUUAAUAGCACCUA